UUUGUCAUUGAACCGUCGUGGUGUGCGCAACUUGACACUAAAACAUGCGUAGUUAGCAUUUGGCUAACAGUUUCAGUUCGUAAACCUUCGUACUGGAAGAAAACUCAACAUGUUUAUUUAGCUUAUUGUCACUGAGGUAAAAGUGUUUAUCAUGUUUACGUCCGUGGCGCAUUCAUGUGCGCGAAACGGAAUGAAAGUCUCGGUUCGUGUAACCGGCGUGUCCCUCUGUGCUUCGGCUAACAUCUCACCCAGAACACUGAACCUGAUGUGGACACAGCGGCUGUCACUGCACCGCUCAUCCAGGCUCCUGUCGCCGACCCUCCGGAAGCUCUCACAUGUGUCCCCGGCCAGAGCGGUGUCCCUGUCCGCCGCUCCCCGUGGGACCGUGGGCCCCCUGGGCUCCGCCUCAGACCCGGAGGAGGAAUCGGGGGGCUUCGGCUCACUGUCCACAGACUUUUCUUCCCGGAGGAGGUUUAAGAAAACCAGUCCGACUAUCCGGGAUGUGGAACACCGUGAGGAUGAGGAUGAGGAAGAGGAGGUGGAGGUGAAGAGGCCCAGGAGGAGGAACACAACCUACUGGUACUUCCUACAGUGUAAGAAACUGAUCAAAGAGAACAAGUUGCAGGAGGCUUUGGAUUUGUUCAGCACAGACACGCUGCAGGGAGAGAGGCUGCAGCCCGAGGAAUACAACUACAGUGUCCUGAUAGGAGGCUGUGGACGGACCGGACAGCUGAAGAAGGCCUUCAGACUCUACAAUGAUAUGAAGAAACGAGGCCUUGAAGCUACAGAUGCAACAUACACCGCUCUGUUCAAUGCUUGUGCUGAGUCUCCUUCAAAACAAGCCGGCCUUCAGUACGCACUGAAGUUAGAACAAGAACUGCGUCGCAAAAACUACGCCCUCAGCACCAUCACCUACCAUGCCUUGCUUAAGACUCACGCCAUCACCAACCACCUUCAGGCCUGUCUCCACACCUUGAGGGAGAUGCUGCAGAAUGGCCACAUUGUCACUCAGGAGACGUUUCACUACCUGCUGAUGGGCUGUCUGAAGGACAAAGAAACAGGGUUCAGACUGGCUCUGCAGGUUUGGCAUCAGAUGUUGAAAUCAGGAAUUGUUCCAGACUCUAAGAAUUACAACCUGCUUUUGCGGACUGCUAGGGAUUGUGGGAUUGGCGAUCCAGCUCUCGCUACAGCUGUCCUGCUGAGUCCUGACCCUGACAAGAGGAAAGGCGUGGCAGAUGUCAAAGCGUCUAAAUGUAUGGAUGUCAUAGAUAUUGAUGUUUUAGAGAGUCAGCUUUUCAUCCAACCAGAUCCACACAGAGGCCCUCAGCAGGACCACAGAGAUGCUGGUGACGACUCCUCGAGGAGACAAGACUCAGUCCAUUUAAUUCCAGUCAGACAAACACAGAUCAUUUCACAGCCUGUUGCAGUAGCAGCAGAUUCCACAGCUCCUAACCUGCUGGAUGUGUUUGAGGGGAAGAGGGCCGGUGUGGUCUCCCUCUGCGCUGUGGACAGAGCCUCGGAUCGACUUGCUCUGAUUGGAGGAGCUCAAGGUUUCCUGGAGAAAAUGGAAGCUAAAAGACUCAAACCAGACCUAAAAACUCUGACCCUGUUGGCUGACACAAUGGAACCUGGAAAAUGCUCUCUGAAAAUGCUGUUGAAAGUCGCGAAACAGCAUCAAGUGAAACUCGAUGUGGCAUUUUUCAACUCUUUGAUUCGCCGGGCAGCAAGAGCUGGUGAUAUGGAGACUGGGAAGGCUGUAUUGAGUGUGAUGCGACAACGUCAUGUGAGUGUUGAUGUGCAGACGUUUGGAAGUCUGGCCCUGGGCUGUGAGCAACAAAUGGAUGGUCUACAGCUGCUCAAAGACAUGGAGGAGGCGGGCUUCAGGCCUAAUGUCCAGGUGUUCUCUGCUCUGAUUGGCCGAGCAGCUCGUAGACUGGAUUACAUCUACCUGAAGACGAUCCUCAAAAUGAUGAAGGAUCUGGAGGUGUGGCCAAAUGAGGUGAUCAUCAAACAGCUGGAAUUUGCUGCUCAGUAUCCUCCAAACUACAACCAGCACAAAACCAGAAACAACUACCUGAUCCACAUCGAUGGUUUCCGAGGGUUCUACCAGCAGUGGCUCAGGACUAUGCCAGCCCUUGAUGGAGAUCAGACAGCACUGCAUGCACAACCACAAGCUGAAGUGUUGAAAACAGAGGCUGCAGAUGGACUGACAGAGGCUCAGAGGAAGCAGAGAGCAGCAGCCAGAAGAUACCACUCUAGAAAGACGAACAAGUUGAGCAACCCUGUGUCACCAUCGUGAUGUCACUGCUAAUCCAUGAACUGUUAUUAAAUUUAUACUGUAAUCAAAGUAAAUAUCAAGUUUCAUGAUUCCUAAGUCAUCUUGGCGGUGAUUUAUAUAUUAAGAAUUUUGAUACCAAAGUGUCAAGUAAUUCUCGUUAUUAUUUUAUUUGCACAAUAAAAAAAGAAAAGCAAGAAAAAACAUGGUAAAAAUACAAUAAAUUGUACAGAUGACACAACCCCCCACCCCCCACCCCCACCCCAAUAGGUUUGUAGAAAAAAUCUCACCAGAUACAGAAAUUAUUUUAGCAGAUAAAAGACACAUAUUGCAUUGGGUAUUUUCACAAGAUGUUCAGUGCAUAGUAAAACUGGGAAUCCCAAUUAGUCACAGUAUGAUAUGUUGUCCAUGAUAGCGACAGAAACACAAUACAGUGAUUCUACAAUAGAGGAUGUAUUUCAAGAAUAUUUUAGAUAUAUCAUUAUGUCUGUGAAACUAAAGACAAAUACCCUUACAAAGGCAAAAAGCAGGAAUUCUCUAUUUUUUCAUCAACAAAAAAGUGACUUGUAAGAGACUUCACAGACAGAAUUUCCAUAUUCCCACAAGUCUUUUAAUAUAGGUAUUGAUAUCCAUCACCUGUGUAUCAAUAACUUAAUACAGUAUCUGUAAAUGUUGAAAUUAUGUUAGUACACCAUAUUUGUUUUAAAUAAAGUUGCCUUAAAGUUACAACAAUUUAAAUAACAGAUUUGAAGUUAAGUAGCAAUAAAGCAACUUGCUAAAUAAAUAAAACUUUUAAACUAACUGAUAAAUUUAUAAGAU
Messenger RNA from Sphaeramia orbicularis (orbiculate cardinalfish), 3094 nucleotides. RefSeq names its product pentatricopeptide repeat domain 1 (gene ptcd1). The record is from RefSeq and is a predicted model, not a curated record. Bases 152 to 2299 code for a protein of 715 amino acids. Gene Ontology annotation, cellular component: mitochondrial matrix. Gene Ontology annotation, biological process: tRNA 3'-end processing. The transcript has 8 exons. NCBI's taxonomy places the organism in Eukaryota, Metazoa, Chordata, Actinopteri, Kurtiformes, Apogonidae. Gene Ontology annotation, molecular function: tRNA binding; protein binding.